AAGUUCGAGUGGCCACGCAAUUUAUCGAGGUUCACCCGCCCCACAACAUGUCCCCACCAAUCCGCGUUUGGCCAAUGGACAAUUGGGAUGUCGAGAGGGCAGCUUCUGUAGUGCGUGAGACCGUUCAGAAGCCUAGAUAUUGCAUCCCCAUCGCAUGUAUAUUCAUGCCUUGCUUCAUCAUGUCCAUUUGCGCACUGGCCUCAAUCCACAAUUUGGAUCCUCAGCAGCAGUUGCUUGUGAAGGAUCCAAGCGGCUAUUGGGUGCGGAAUGGGCCUUGGAGUGGUUGCGUCAUCACACACCGCGAGAAGGUUGUCCGAUCGGGAACACUGCUCGAACCUAAGCAGUAUGCGGUGGUGAAGAACGUUCGGACUGGCAGAUCUCACAACGUUGUUGGCCCUCAAUUUCUGUUUCUCGGACCUUAUGACACACUGGUCGGCGUGAAGAGCACAUUCGUGCUGCUCAAGGGGCAGUACGUCCGUCUGGUCGACCAGGCAAGAGGGACGCAGCGAGUUUUGGUGGGCCCGCAAGCCGUGGUCCCUGAGCCCACCGAGGUGGCUUCUGCGGGGGUGCAGCAGGCGCAUUUUUUGGAUGCAGAUACUGCACUUCUCAUUCGGGACAAGCAGACUGGGAUGCAGACGCUUGUGGCCGAGGCCGGGAUGUACACCCCGACUGUUGACGAGGAGGUCAUUGAAGAGCGGCAUCUUAUUCAUGUUCUCUCAUACGAGGCCCUGGUGAUUCGGGAUGCGAGGGGGCAACUUAUUCUUCACAGUGGAGCGGAAGGCGAUGGCACGGGCUCUGCUUUCUUUCUACCGCCGUACCACGAGGUCGUUGAAAUGCAUUGGUCGAAUUUCUCGAAGCCUCCAGACCAGCAGACCAUGAGCAAAGAUCUUGUCACGAGGGUUGACAUGCGUUCUAGGAGGAUGCGUUUUGCGUAUGAGGUGCGCACGAGCGAUAGCGUCACGCUCGUACUUGAAGGCACAAUCUUCUGGCAGAUCAAGAACCUGUCCAUGACCCUCGCUGCAACUGCCGACCCUGAGGGUGAUGUCUGGCACCACGCCAGGAGCUCUCUAAUCCAGUCUGCCAGCAAAGUCACGCUGCAGGCAUUCAUGGCAGGAUUCAAUGUCACUGUCGCGGAGGCGUUCGGUACGCAAGCGGCGGACAGCUUCUACUCGGAGCGUGGCGUCGAGCUACAAAGCAUGGAGGUGACGAAGUUUGACUGUGCGGACUCGGAGACAGCUGUGAUCUUGCAGUCGAUCAUCCAGGAGUCUACGAACAAAAUCAACAAGUUAACGGUGCAGGCGAGCGAGAACGAGGUGGCGGCCGCCGCAUUGAAUGCAGAGAUCCAGCUCGCAAAGCAGAAGACCGAGCUCAUCGAGACGGAGGCGGCUAACCUGCGAAUUCAAUCGAUGAAGCAGGGGGAGGCCGAGGGCUUGCAGCUAGCGGGCGACGCCAACGCCUUCAUUGCGGGCCUCGACCAGACCAUCCCCGAUGUGAACACCCGUGUAGACCUCUACACUCUCCGGCACCAGCUGCGUAGCAGGAACACGGAUACGCAGAAUCUUGCGUCCGGAACGGCGCACCUCUUCGUCGCACCCGAAGAUUUGAGCCUCAAGCUCAACGUCGGCUCGGACCAGGCGGGGCACGCGACAGACGAGUCCUAAGCAGUACCAAAGCGAUAAUUUGAAUUUUCCUUCGCGAACGCACUCGUGAUGUUUCGAAGUCCAGCGCCAAGCAGAGGUAGGGUGUAAGGCCCAGGCAGGCUACGGCAUGCUGGCGGGUCGCCGUGCCUCUCGCGCUGAUUGCCUGCACAGGGCCGGGCGUGCUAAGUCAUGCUUGCCACAUGCUUUUCCCCCCGUCAGGUUGCUGCUGUCCAGUUUUUUCUGCAUCAAGGGCACAUCGCGCGAGCAAUGUGCGCAGCUGGCCAUGGCCAUUCAGGUAUGUACCCCCCCCCGCCCCACAUGGGAAGCCCACGCGACUCCUCGAGCGCGCCAUCAUUGAGGAGGAGAGACGGUAUGCCCACGGAACCGUGAAAUUUCUUGGCUCUCCCUUUGGCGUGUGAGCUUCCAGGUAAGGUGAGCAUGGCGUGCAACAAGCAUGGGUAUGCCGAGUUCCUCGUGGGGUGGAUAGCGUAAGGGAGUGCAGAAUAUGAGCCUGCCAAGCGCUGGGCGUUGUGGGAAUGGAUCGCGCUAGGUGGCUGUUUCGGCGCGCGUGGGGGGGGUCUGGAACGGGCCGUCGCGGAGUGGCAUGGAGAGGGUGUUUCUCAAGCAAUUUGAAGUAUUGAAGAGGCUCGCGACAUUCCGACGGCCCCUGGCAUGCAGACAGAGAGUACGAGCAUAGUUUGGGUUGCACUGUUUGCCCGAGCAUCUUGGAGCGCAGGAAUCCAGGAAUACGAGUAGCCAUGCGAUGCCGAAA
This is a messenger RNA of Prorocentrum cordatum, 2412 nucleotides long. The record is from the annotation of a GenBank genome assembly. Lineage: Eukaryota; Dinophyceae; Prorocentrales; Prorocentraceae.